Messenger RNA from Trichoderma harzianum CBS 226.95, 378 nucleotides. RefSeq lists its product as hypothetical. The transcript is spliced from 2 exons. The record is from RefSeq and is a predicted model, not a curated record. The annotation marks the transcript as partial. Lineage: Eukaryota; Fungi; Ascomycota; Sordariomycetes; Hypocreales; Hypocreaceae.
AUCUACACCAAGUACGCGGAAUUUCAGGAACAACUCAGAAAGUCUUUUGGCACUGUGGAUAAGCAACGAGAGGCUGAGCAAGAACUUCAAACUAAGAAAGAAGUCUACUAUAACAGUGUGAAACCCGAAGUUAAGGAUGAACUCUUUAAAAUCGACCGCAAAAAGACAACCUUCAUCGACUACACUCAAAAAGCUAUUAAGAUUAACAAUCGCAAUUGGGAACGACAGAAAGAACGGAAGCGAGAAAAGAACGGAAACUUCCACAACGUUCAACCAAAGCGAAACCAAGCCAACCAAGGAAAGAAGCGAAACGAAUAUGUUGCUUCUUCUAACGAUGGACGGCCAGGGCCGAUGGACCUCAGCACCAUCAAGGCACAA